GCAAGGGUGGGGAAGAAAGCCGACAGGGGAAAGGAUUUCUUCCCUUUCUUUCCCCAUUCCCCCUUAAGACGAACCAGGAAGCAACCGCAGGAAUCGGGCCACCUUAACAGUAGAGUAAUGGUUUGGCCUCAUGCCAAGUCCCACCUCUGUUCCAGCUCCUGCUCCUCCCCUCUCUCUUCCCGCACUGCUUGGGGAGAGCUGGUGAGCCAGAGUCUGGCCCGAGUUAGCUAGAGCUGUUGCCAUGACAAGCAUUUUCUUAAGAAAGCUCUGCUGUUGAGAUUGUCCAACGCUGGGGGCUGGGAGGGGGGCACGAACUUCCUGGGGAACCAUCCUCUGAAGAGAGCAAGAUCAGAGACACCCGUCCAGCUCUCCUGCACCCUUUUUCUUUCAGGAACCUGAGAGGUCCUUCCCAUUGGAAGGGCAGGGGGAGGAGACCCAGCCCACUACCCGGCCUUAGCCGGAAAGGCAAGAGAGCAAAGCCAGCGUCUCCAGCUUGGUUGCCACACUGGGGAGACUGGUGGGUGGUCACCCCACCCAGCCCCCAUCCAUGGAAACCCAGAGGGAGAGUCCCGCUUGGAGAAACCUGGAUCUUUGCUAGAAAGAGAGAGAUCCAGUUGUCAUCAGUAUCCGGGAAGCUCUCCUCUUCCUCCUCCUGACGCCUCUCUACCACUACAGUUGCUGGUUGUUGCUAAGGUUGCUGCCAUGGUAACAUGCACAUCCUGUUUACACCUUCAUCUGGGCAAGUUGGUCUAAGUAGGAACCUACCUACCCUGGACAACCACUAUCAUCACCACCUGGGGACACCAAUCAACGUGACACGGAGUCCACCUUCCACUCAGUUCCCCCAUUCUCUUCCUCCUCUCACUGCCAGAUUUCAUACAGAAGAAAGGAUCUAGACUUCGGACAGCUACUCGGGUGCUUAUUGCACAAGAUACAUUCGAUUUGUUCCCUCACUGGGCCCCCAGAGAAGCAGGAAGUAGGAAGAAGUUGAGACAGGAAGGCAGGAGACACUGGUCAAUUGAAGGGAAACACUACAUCUUCUCUGGUUGAAGGGCUUGGUAACAGCAGGCAAAAUGACGAACCCAUCAGACCGUGUCUUGCCUGCCAACUCGAUGGCCGAGAGCCGUGAAGGGGACUUUGGCUGCACAGUAAUGGAACUGAGGAAGCUCAUGGAGCUGCGUUCGAGGGAUGCUCUGACCCAGAUUAACGUCCAUUAUGGAGGUGUACAGAAUCUCUGCAGUAGACUGAAAACCUCCCCUGUGGAAGGUCUAUCUGGGAACCCUGCAGAUCUGGAGAAACGUAGGCAGGUGUUUGGACACAACGUGAUCCCCCCUAAAAAGCCCAAGACCUUCUUAGAAUUAGUGUGGGAAGCCCUUCAAGAUGUCACACUCAUCAUCCUGGAGAUUGCAGCCAUCAUCUCCCUGGUCCUGUCCUUUUAUCGCCCCGCUGGUGGAGAAAAUGAACUGUGUGGUCAAGUCGCAACUACCCCAGAAGAUGAAAAUGAGGCACAAGCUGGCUGGAUUGAGGGGGCAGCCAUCCUUUUCUCAGUGAUCAUCGUGGUGUUAGUGACUGCCUUUAAUGACUGGAGCAAAGAGAAGCAAUUCCGGGGGCUGCAGAACCGCAUUGAACAAGAGCAAAAGUUCUCCAUCAUCCGAAAUGGUCAACUCAUCCAGCUCCCUGUGGCUGAGAUUGUGGUUGGUGAUAUUGCCCAAGUCAAAUACGGUGAUCUGCUGCCUGCAGAUGGGAUCCUGAUCCAAGGGAAUGAUCUGAAGAUUGAUGAGAGCUCUCUGACAGGGGAAUCCGACCAUGUCAAGAAGUCCCUGGACAAAGACCCCAUGUUGCUCUCAGGGACCCAUGUCAUGGAAGGUUCUGGCCGGAUGGUGGUGACGGCUGUUGGUGUCAACUCUCAGACUGGAAUCAUCCUUACUCUCUUGGGGGUCAAUGAGGAUGACGAAGGGGAGAAGAAGAAGAAAGGUAAAAAGCAAGGAGUCCCUGAAAAUCGCAACAAAGCAAAGACCCAAGACGGAGUGGCCCUGGAAAUCCAGCCACUCAAUAGCCAGGAGGGAAUCGACAAUGAGGAAAAAGACAAGAAGGCAGUCAAGGUGCCUAAAAAGGAGAAGUCAGUGCUGCAGGGCAAGCUGACUCGCCUGGCUGUUCAGAUUGGGAAAGCUGGUCUGCUCAUGUCUGCUCUCACAGUUUUCAUCCUGAUUCUAUACUUUGUGAUUGACAACUUUGUGAUAAAUCGCAGACCAUGGCUCCCUGAGUGUACUCCAAUCUACAUCCAGUACUUUGUCAAGUUCUUCAUCAUCGGCGUCACUGUACUGGUGGUGGCUGUGCCAGAGGGGCUGCCUCUGGCUGUCACCAUCUCACUGGCCUACUCUGUGAAGAAAAUGAUGAAAGACAAUAACCUGGUGCGGCACUUGGAUGCUUGUGAGACCAUGGGCAAUGCCACCGCCAUCUGCUCUGAUAAGACAGGCACGUUGACCAUGAACCGCAUGACUGUGGUACAGGCUUAUAUUGGGGGCAUCCAUUACCGUCAAAUCCCAAGCCCUGAUGUCUUCCUGCCCAAAGUCCUGGACCUCAUUGUCAAUGGCAUUUCUAUCAACAGCGCUUAUACCUCCAAGAUUCUGCCUCCAGAGAAGGAGGGAGGCCUGCCUCGGCAGGUGGGCAACAAGACCGAGUGUGCCCUGCUAGGCUUUGUCACAGAUCUGAAGCAGGAUUACCAGGCUGUGCGUAAUGAAGUGCCCGAGGAAAAGCUCUACAAGGUGUACACCUUCAACUCAGUGCGCAAGUCAAUGAGCACCGUCAUCAGGAAUCCCAGCGGUGGCUUCCGUAUGUACAGCAAGGGCGCCUCUGAGAUCAUCUUGCGCAAGUGUAAUCGAAUCCUGGACCGGAAAGGGGAAGCAGUGCCAUUCAGGAAUAAAGACAGAGAUGAUAUGAUACGCACUGUCAUCGAGCCCAUGGCCUGUGACGGACUCCGGACUAUCUGCAUAGCUUACCGGGAUUUCAAUGACGCAGAGCCCUCUUGGGACAAUGAGAAUGAGAUCCUCACUGAACUGACCUGUAUCGCAGUGGUGGGCAUUGAGGACCCUGUGCGCCCAGAGGUGCCAGAUGCUAUUGCCAAAUGCAAACAAGCUGGCAUUACUGUCAGAAUGGUGACAGGUGACAACAUCAACACAGCCCGGGCCAUUGCCACCAAAUGUGGCAUUCUGACCCCUGGGGAUGACUUCCUGUGCUUAGAAGGCAAAGAAUUCAACCGGCUCAUCCGCAACGAGAAAGGCGAGGUAGAGCAAGAAAAGCUGGACAAGAUCUGGCCUAAGCUUCGGGUCCUGGCGCGAUCUUCUCCCACUGACAAGCACACCCUGGUGAAAGGCAUCAUUGACAGCACUGUUGGGGAACAGCGGCAGGUCGUGGCUGUCACUGGUGAUGGCACAAAUGACGGACCUGCUCUGAAGAAAGCAGAUGUUGGUUUUGCCAUGGGCAUCGCAGGCACAGAUGUAGCAAAGGAGGCUUCAGACAUCAUCCUAACAGAUGACAACUUCACCAGCAUUGUGAAGGCAGUGAUGUGGGGACGAAACGUCUAUGACAGCAUCUCCAAGUUCCUGCAGUUCCAACUCACUGUCAACGUGGUGGCCGUGAUUGUAGCCUUCACUGGAGCCUGUAUCACUCAGGAUUCCCCACUGAAAGCUGUGCAGAUGUUGUGGGUUAAUCUAAUCAUGGACACUUUUGCUUCAUUGGCCCUGGCCACAGAGCCCCCUACGGAAUCUCUGUUGAAGCGGCGCCCCUAUGGCCGAAAUAAGCCUCUGAUCUCGCGCACUAUGAUGAAGAACAUCUUGGGCCAUGCAUUCUAUCAGCUCCUUGUCAUCUUUAUCCUUGUCUUUGCGGGUGAGAAAUUCUUUGAUAUUGAUAGUGGGAGGAAAGCACCUCUACAUUCACCACCCACCCAGCACUAUACCAUUGUUUUUAACACCUUCGUGCUGAUGCAGCUCUUCAAUGAAAUCAACUCCCGAAAGAUCCAUGGAGAGAAGAAUGUCUUUUCAGGCAUCUACCGCAACAUUAUCUUCUGCUCUGUAGUCUUGGGCACAUUCAUCUGCCAGAUUUUCAUCGUGGAAUUUGGGGGUAAACCCUUCAGUUGUACAAGCCUCAGCCUGUCCCAGUGGUUGUGGUGUCUCUUCAUUGGGAUUGGAGAACUUCUGUGGGGCCAGUUCAUCUCCGCAAUACCUACCCGAUCCCUGAAGUUCCUGAAGGAGGCUGGGCAUGGCACCACCAAAGAGGAGAUCACCAAGGAUGCUGAGGGGCUGGAUGAGAUUGACCAUGCUGAGAUGGAGCUGCGCCGAGGCCAGAUCCUCUGGUUCCGGGGCCUGAACCGUAUCCAGACUCAGAUCGACGUAAUUAACACAUUCCAGACGGGAGCCUCUUUUAAGGGAGUCCUAAGGCGACAGAACAUGGGUCAACACCUUGAUGUAAAACUUGUUCCUAGUUCAUCCUAUAUCAAAGUGGUCAAAGCGUUCCAUAGUUCCCUCCAUGAAACCAUUCAGAAACCCUACAACCAAAACUCCAUCCACAACUUCAUGACCCACCCUGAAUUCGCCAUAGAUGAGGAGUUGCCGCAAACACCACUCCUGGAUGAGGAAGAGGAGGAAAAUCCUGACAAGGCUUCUAAGUUUGGGACUGGGGUGCUCCUGUUGGAUGGUGAGGUCACUCCAUACGCCAAUGCAAACAACAACGCGGUGGAUUGCAACCAAGCGCAGCUCCCACAGUCGGACAGCUCUCUACAGAGCCUAGAGACAUCGGUUUGAAUUUUCUUUCUCUGACUCUCAUCCCUAUUUUCCCUAUUUCCAUUUUCGCCUGUCGCAUCUAUGAGGUGAUGAUGGGACUUUUCAUCGUCAUGUCAACUGCUGUGUAAACAGCAGUGUGUGUGAACCCCCACCUGACCACAAAGAGCACAGACUUGCAAGGAUUUCAACUUAAGUUUGACUUGGGGUUUGUAGCGGAGCCCAGUCAAACCCCAGGCAGGUCAUGGUAGAAUUUACUCCUUGAUAGUCACUUGUCAUUUUUAAAGAAAUGAUGACAAUCCUCUUGGCAUCACCCCACCCCACAUUCUCCCCUGAUGUUCAUCUCCUGAAUUCUGGAUUUAAUCCUAUAAGUCUGUGCCAUUUAUAAGCUAAGUUGAGGGUUCAGAGGGAGACAAAUAUCCCCAAGUGAAAUAUGUUGAGGUAGAGAUGGAAUGUAUAAAAUCCGCCAGUAGUGUGAUUGUUUUUCAAUUCUCCCACUUUGAAAACUUACACCUAAAGGCCUGUAGGCCUCUCUUUCUGCCCUUCCAGUCAAACCUCUCCAAGAUUCUUUUUUGUCUUUUGUCUUCCCUUCCUUUCCUUUUUUUUUUUUUUUUCUUUUUUAAUGAUGAUUAAGAAAAUGGAAAGGAUAUGGGUGAAUUGCAUAAACUUUGAUCCUUCUCCCUUUUGGCCCAAAAGAACCCUUGAUUUAGUUCUAGAAUCCAACCAGUUUCUUUGUUAAAAGGGUCCCUUUGAAGCAAUUAAGUGCUGGUAAGAAUAUUUCUCAGUUGUUGCCAGGUUACCUUCUGCUUUUAAACUGCCAUCUUGUCAGGUAUAUGUGGUUCUUAAGUGCCAGGGAGAUCAGCCUUGCCCAUGGAGGUUGCAUAUGUGUGGUAUAUAGUUUUCACCAUAUGCCUGAGCUUUGUCUUUUCCUAAAGUGGUGGCAAAAGAAUGAACUGGGUACGACCCCGCCUCCUUACUGGGCUUGGAUAUUGAGGACCAGCCGCUGCCAAAUCGAGGACAAGACAGACCAUCAAAGCAGACUUUUGUGAGCUCCUCUUUGGGGUGACCACUGCUUUCAAAGCCAUCUGCCAAGGCUCUCCAGGGCAGGACCUGACAGGUGGGCAAUGAGUGUUCAGAAGCCUUGGGAGAGGCCAAAGAGCCAUUCUAGUAUGAUCUGAGAAAAUCUUCCUGCAGGGGCCAGAAACCUUGAGCUUAGGUGCCUGGGGACCACCUUUGACAUUCUCUCCAGUUUCUAAUUCUAGUUUUAUGCACGUGUCACAACUUUUCCAGUAUCUGAGAAGGUCCCAGCCUUUCUCAAAUAUUCUGAUUUUGAAAAUAUAUAUCCAAAGUGGGAGGCCCCUGUGACAUUUUGCCGACUUACAGGAGCAAAAGACCCCCCAGCACACUCCCCCCUUCCUCCAGCCCCUCUUCAGCCACAUGCUGCAGCUGCUGCCCAGUAAAGCCCUGUGCCUUUUUUUCCCUGAAUACUGCCCAAAGCAUCCGCUUCCCCCCUGACUCUCAGGAGCUGGGGACUUUGCUAGGAGAUUUUUUAAGUGUUCCUUACUGGGACAAGGUGGAGCCACAUUUGCAGGAGCUCCAUUUGUAUCCCUGCUGGUGUUGACUUCUGUGCAGGGGCCAGUUCAUGUUCCUGACUCUCACCUCCCGUUAGAUAAAUUAAGCCCACCCGCCUCUUUCUAGAGUGAUGAGAGUCAAGAAGAGGGGACAUGUGAACAACCAAAUUCCCAUGUGAGAGGAAGAUGACCUGAUCCACCUAGCCUUUUCUUCCGGAUCUGUCCUCCCUCACCCCUUUCACCUGAGCUGUCCACAGUAGGAAACAUAGAGAAACAAUACCCCCUGCAUAUCCCAUGACUACAUAAUCCAUCAUCGCAGGAAAUAGGAAAGCAAAUUUGAUUCUGGUUUUGUAAAACGUACGUGCUUCAAUAAUUCUUUGUGUCUUAAAUACUCAUAGGGAGAAAAAACAGCUCACCCAAGGUGUUAGGUGUUAACAUAUAUAUUCAUCAACUACUUUAGAAGAUUUAAUUCUAUCAAGUCUUGUAUUACCUCAGAUCAUUUUAAAUAGCAAGCCAAUAACGAGGUUUGAAGGCUAUUUUACCAUUCCUGUUUGCAAAAGACUCUCAUGGUGCCUGACAGGUUACUCUUGAGGGCUUGUGUCUACUUUUUAAAAGUCAAUGGUUUUUCUCUUGUGUUCUAGUUUCCAUAAUAGAAGAGAAAAUAUAGAAAUAUAUGCAAAAAUAUAUAGUUUUCUUUAGAUCAGAAACUGAUAUUUUUGAGUCAGCCAUAUGUAUUUUGUUUAAAGGAUUUAAAAUAAAGUGCCGUCAUGUAGCUCUGUGGAAGGGAGCACAUAACCAGCUGUUUGGCAUGACAGGUGACUUAGUAUAUUUGUAAUUGGUUUUAAAACCAAUACACCGUACUUUCUUUCUGCAAACAGCCAUCUUUAUACUUAGGGAAAAAAAUUGUUGGGUUCUAGACUUUUUUAAUAUAAAUUUUGUUGAUAAUGGAAUUAAGUAAGUUUAACUGUCUAUGUGCAUAUGUUUUUUAUAUAAGUUUUUUCUAUUCAGUUUCACUGAUCCAACUGGCAGUGGGUAAAUAUGGCAUAAGUUAAUAAUACUUUUCCCCAAAAUGGUGCUUUGGAUUUGAAAAGGGUCUGAUGGGGAGAAGGAGAACGUAUCAUCCUAGCUUCCUCUCUUAAUAAACCUAGAAAAACGGGUAGUAAACCGUGGAUAGUCAGGAAAACACCCAGCAAGGGACACAGCUGUUAGGAAAUGAAUCCCCCCCGCCGCGCCCCCUCCCCAUGCAGAUGGAUAGACAGACUCUUUCCUGACUUGUCAUUAGGAUUAGGGGCCUCCAUUGGAUUUGUGUUUCUUGAAGAAUAGCUGGUAGAAUGGUACCAAAGACACGAAUAUCUCCUGGUCUGUAGGGAUACUCUGAUUUGGGGUUUGCAUGUUUCAUAGUUUUCAUUUCCGGUUCCCCCGGGGUUUUCCAUUAGUGAGUUUUUGUGCAAGGAUCUUAUUUAUGAUGGCUUCCCUCCCCUAGAAAGAUUUUGUGCAAUAUAUUAAAUGGGGACAGAAUUCUAAAUGAUAAAACAAUGGCUGGUUCUAGCUCUGAGUGACAGUCUUAAAGCUAGGUCCUUCCCAUAGUAUCAUCUGUCCUCUGGAAUGACUCUCCUAUCCCUAAAGGGGUUAAGAGAGAGAUCACCUAGAAAUCCUUCUUGUGGGUUCUUUAGGGUGUGUGUUUCUUCUUCCCCUUGAGCUUCAGAGAGGAGAAUUGGCACGGUUAAAUCUGAAUGGUUACCUCACUGCUGAAAACCCAGAGGGACAUGGCACACUCGCUUGUGCGGAAAAGCCUCUAAAUGCAUCCCUUCCUUUCUUUCCUGCUUCCUUGCCUUACGCUUGAAGCAGCCUGUGGUACCAUCACAAUAUGCAGAGACUUCCUCACCUUUCUUAUCUAGGGACCACCCCCACUGCACUGGCGAGGGUGGGCACUUAUAAAUGCCUGCUAUUGUUAAGCCAUUCCAACCUCUUCCUCUGAAUAGACCAGACGCCCUUUCACUUAGUUCAGUGCCAGUCCUUUCGCCUUCCCAACCCUGCUGUUAGGCCUGCUGUUCCCUUUGCUCUUGAUUAGGAGAGAUGGAAGGAGAUGAGCUCCCAUAACUGAAUUGGCCUUUGGUUCAUGUUUUCUCCCCAUAUGUAUAUAUGCCAUAUGUGAAUAUGCCAUAUAUAUGUGCCAACAAAUCUAUCUAUGUUGUUCUUUUCAAAUUAGCACGAAGAUAGGAAUUUUGAGUUUCUUCUUUUAGUAACUAGUAUAACAAGCACCGGUAUUUUUGUACAAAAAAGAAAAAACAAAACAAGAUUGACUAUUGUGGUCUGCAUGACAUAAACAAACAAAGGGUGGUGAUAUCAAAGCAAUGUAUACCCCAGUGUGUGUUGCCAUAAUUUGCAAUUCAGCUUAACAGCGCACCCAAUCUAUAUUUGCAUUUUGAUAUGAUUUAAGCUCUAUGUACAAGGUUUUGCAUGUAUUUAUAUGGUUCUUAGGAAAAAAAAAUGCUAUAAACUGUCAAAUCUAAAAUUCAAAUGUGUUGUUCCACUGAAACCAGAAGAAGAAGGGGAGUUUUAAAAGGGAUAAUUUUUUGGAACCAAUAAAGCUUUUUGCUGAUGAACAGAAACCAAUACUGCUGUGCACUGAGAAUAAAAACUCAUGCCCACUUGUAA
This is a messenger RNA of Piliocolobus tephrosceles (Ugandan red Colobus), 9004 nucleotides long. It is a transcript of the gene ATP2B4, whose product is annotated as ATPase plasma membrane Ca2+ transporting 4. The coding region runs from base 1074 to 4799 and encodes 1241 amino acids. The record is from RefSeq and is a predicted model, not a curated record. Gene Ontology annotation, molecular function: PDZ domain binding; ATP binding; P-type calcium transporter activity. Gene Ontology annotation, cellular component: intracellular membrane-bounded organelle; plasma membrane. Lineage: Eukaryota; Metazoa; Chordata; Mammalia; Primates; Cercopithecidae. The transcript is spliced from 22 exons. Gene Ontology annotation, biological process: calcium ion transmembrane transport; regulation of cytosolic calcium ion concentration.